This is a messenger RNA of Charadrius vociferus (killdeer), 1188 nucleotides long. It is a transcript of the gene APOOL, whose product is annotated as apolipoprotein O-like. Gene Ontology annotation, cellular component: MICOS complex. The record is from RefSeq and is a predicted model, not a curated record. Gene Ontology annotation, biological process: cristae formation. The transcript is spliced from 8 exons. NCBI's taxonomy places the organism in Eukaryota, Metazoa, Chordata, Aves, Charadriiformes, Charadriidae. The coding region runs from base 1 to 891 and encodes 296 amino acids.
AUGGUAAAAUCCAGAUUUUACUGGAGCAAAAUUUUUAUUUCUGUAUUAAGACUUCCUUUUUUCAUCUGCUUGUCCCAGGUGGCAAAGCUGGCAGCUGUUUCUUCUGGUCUGCCAUUUGCAUGUAUUACUGUACAUGCAGCAACAGAAAAGGAAUCAAAAAGUCAGCUGGUGAAGCCAAAUCAGCUUCCAAUUUACUGUCCACCACCUCUGAAAUCGAAAUACAUUGAAGAACAGCCUGGUCACUUACAGAAGCAAUUUUCUUCAGUACGACAGACAACCGGCCGCUAUAUUGGAUGGUGCACGGAUGCUUUUGUCUUUAUUAAAAAUGGAAUAAUGGAUUCAAUUCAAUUUGGAAAAGAUGCUUAUGUUUACCUGAAGAAUCCACCACCAGAAUUUCUUCCCAAAGUUGGUGUAAUUACAAUAUCAGGCUUAGCUGGCAUUGUGCUGGCAAGAAAAGAUUCUAGAUUUAAGAAAAUUGCUUAUCCAUUGGGACUUACUACUUUAGGAAUCGCUGUGUGUUACCCAGCUCAGUCAGUGGUAUUUGCUAAGGUAACAGGGAAAAAGUUAAUUUCUGCAAGCCAUCAAACCUAUGAAGCUGCGCGGUCACUAUGGGCGAAAAAUGAAGAGGUCACAAAGCUGCCGCAAGAGUCAAAAUUGGUUACGCAAGAAGACAAGAAAAAGAAGGAAAUUUCUAGUACAAAAUCUGAGUCUGCUAUUGAGCCAAGAUCAUUUAACAGAACAGAAUCUUCUCCAGUAGAGUCUUGGAAUAAUAAAGAUCCAGUGCCUUCAUCAGGAACAGUGAAGACACCAAAAUUUAAGCCUGAUCCAAAACUUAUGGACCAUGGUCAGUCCAGCCCAGAAGAUGUGGAUAUGUACAGUACUAGAAGCUAAGACAAAUCUGCUUACAAAUCUUUGCAAAGUAUGCCAGAUAAGGGGGAGGGAAGAAGGGAAGGAAUAAUCCUUGCAAUACAUACUCUGUGAGGUAUAAUUUAAUCAGGUAUCUUCUUAUAUCCCAAUUUGUAUUACUGACUUACGUGACUCUGUUCAGUGAAUAUUUUGUUUCUCACUACUUAGAAGCAGUGAGAAUUCAGUCAUUGUCAGUGUCAUUAGUGAGACACUGAGAAAAUGUCAGUGUCUUCUCAUGAAGAGGUUUCUCUGUGCCAAGCUUGUUAAUAAAUGUCACUUCAC